Ruditapes philippinarum (Manila clam) is the source of this 3578-nucleotide messenger RNA. Its product is annotated as microfibril-associated glycoprotein 4-like. NCBI's taxonomy places the organism in Eukaryota, Metazoa, Mollusca, Bivalvia, Venerida, Veneridae. The record is from RefSeq and is a predicted model, not a curated record. The coding region runs from base 78 to 1148 and encodes 356 amino acids. The transcript is spliced from 2 exons.
UGAUGUUAUACAACUGACUCUUAUUGUUAAUUAACUGUAAUUGAACUAGCCCGUUUAGAUCUAAAGCGAAUGUUCAAAUGACUUGUCGUGGUUUAACUUGGAAAGAAAUGGAAUUUGUUUCUUUUAAAGCAAAAUCAAUGUUAACGUUUCUUGCUAUAAUUCAAGCUCUUUCAAUUGUACAAAUUUUUGCAAAUGAAAGAGUAAUAUCGACAUACGAGUUGGAAAAAACAACUAACGCUCCGCAGUUGGGUGCAUUUGUUAUUGCAAUACAAGAAAAGUCUUUGAUGUCAUGCACUUUCAAGUGUCAAAACUUGGACUGGUCAUCGUUUUAUUUUAUUGCACAUAAUUCAACAUGUCUUUGUGCAUCGGUUGAAAAUGAUACAGUAAGCAUUGAGGAUGUGGGCGCAGAUAUAAUCUAUGGAAUAAGAAAAGAAAAAGAGACAAAAUCAUACAUUACAGAGGGCAAUCAAACAGUGACACGAAUACACAAGCAACCAGAGCCAAUUGACUGUCUUGCGCUUCAUCACCAAGGUUACGCCGAGGACGGUGUGUAUGUGAUUAAACCAGCGGAAAAUACAUCUGCUACAAAUGUUUGGUGUGACAUGUCAAAUGGUGGAUGGACGGUAAUACAACGCCGACAAGAUGGAUCAGAAGAUUUUUACAGAGGAUUGGAAGAAUAUAAAAAUGGAUUUGGCAACAGAGUUGGCGAGUAUUGGCUGGGACUUGAAAACAUUUACUAUUUAACAAAAAACAACAAUUCACUUUAUAUAUACAUGGAAACAUUUCAGAAUGAUAAUAUGAAUCCGUUUUCUGCUUUUGCAGAAUUCUCCAUCUUCAGAGUUAAUGAUAAGAAUGAUAAUUACAGAUUGACAGUUGGCGGCUAUAAAGGCUCGUGCGCCGAUUCCAUGUGGUUUCAUAAUGGUUGUCAAUUUACAACCAAAGAUAGUGAUAACGACGCCAGGGACGACAACUGUGCAGUAGCAUAUAAAGGAGCUUGGUGGUACAACGCAUGUCACAAGGCGAGUCUAAAUGGAUUGUACUUGAACGGGGCACACAAAGAAUACGGAAACGGUAUAAUUUGGGCCGGAUGUUGGGGUCAAUACUACUCACUUAAGAUAACUGUUAUGAAGCUAAGAAGAAAUGACUGAAAUUUCAACAUAUUUAUGGUUGUUGUAUGGUUGUUGUAUGAACACAUUUGCGGAUGUUUCUUAAUUCAAAAUGCUUUUUUGUCACCAUUUUUCUUGUCUUAAUGCUGAAUUCUGCUGAAGCCAGCGCUAUGGGCUUGGAUAGUACUUUCCAGUGCCGUCCAUGAAAAAGCGGAAUCAAACCGAGUCAGCAUCUUUUCAAUUUUGUCGUUGGAGCGUUCUUUGGGAAUACCGUUUUUACUAUCAUAUUGUUUGAUUUCACGCAUGUGGAAUACAGAUUUUCAUGUAAAAUCCAUUAUUACGUCAGGCUUAAUGAUUUCAUACAAAACAUUAUAAAACGUAAUAUUUAAGGAAUAUGUGCUUUAUGUACCUGAUACAAUGCUCAGUGAACCAGUGGUAAAGGUGAUUAAACAGAAAAUCAUUUGCAACUCACAGUUCGAUUCCAUCAAGAUAUUUUGGAUUCGGGUGCUCAAUCGUGCCUGAAAUUAUACACGGAAGGGUACCCGAGAUCUUUCUCUACAAAAUGCCAUGAUUUCAUCAGAAUUCUGAUAAAGAUAGGUCUCGAGAGGGAGUUAUGAAAAUAAACAAGCUGAAAAUCAGUCUUGGGUUGUUUCAUAUCUCUUUUACAACUAGCACCGACUUGAAACUUUCCAUUAAACUACUGGUUUUUUCUCUGGUUUUUUAAACGAACAGUACAAAUUGCAUAAUACAUAACAAAAUGCUUAUAACAAGUACAUUUUAUAAAAAAAAAUACAUACGCACAAUCCUUGCAUACAGGACAUAUAAUUGAGUCUGUGUGAUUAUUAAGUCAGUGUAAUGGAUCAAGAGAUGUAAUUUAAUGUAUGCACGAGAGUUUCUUAUUGCAAGAAACCAACAAAUAAUCAUAAAAAAUUAUUUGAUAGUUUGAUAUUAAAAAGGAAAUUAAACUCAUUCAAAAUUGAAAGAUCAAAUAUAUAUUUAUCAGGGCAUAUAAUAAAUUGAUUUCGAUGCUUUGAUAAUAAGAAAAAAGAAAUUAUACAAAAUUCUAAAUUAAAAACACAUCAUAGGCCACACAGAAAAAUAUUAUAAUCUUCACAGCUUUAUGUGUAAAUUGCAUGCCUAUAAAUAUUGGGGUUUUCUUGUUGUUGAUAUUUGUGUCGUUGUUGUUGUCAUUGAUGUUGUUGAUACAAAUUUUCUUAAUAUAACAACAAGCUAUAUCUAUAUUUAUGUAUAUGUGUAAUCGAGAUUACUUUAAUAACGUUAUGGUUGAAUGUAAUAUCAAGUUUAAGCAAGGUAUGGAAUUGAAGGAUUAUUAUAGUAGUAUCUUGGUCUAUUACUUGUUUAUGGCUCUUUUGGCUUUGACUGAAAUAUAUCACACUUGGCGCUACCUUACCACGUGAGAUCCAAUCUUAUUAAAAUCAGUUCUAGUCAAAUACAUGCUCCUGAUCAAAAAACUGUCAUAAUCGCAUUAUAAUAUUUUGUGAUAAAUAUACCGUGCGAAGCAUUUAUUAUUUUGUUGUAGUGGACUUUAUAGUCAUUUGAUUAUACAAUUAGAAAAUUAUAGUAUUUGAUUGAAUUAAUGUAAUUGUGUAAAUGUGUUUAUCGGUUGUGUUUUCCAAAGUUUUGAGGACUUCUUGUCAGUCAUCUUUGAUAUCACUUAUGAAAAUGAAUGUUUAAGUGAAGAGAAGCGUACAAUGGUACUAAAAUAAUUGAUAUUGUACACAAGAGGGUAGAUCAAUAUAUACAGCUAUAUGGUCAACACAUUUAACAAAAGAGCAAAUAUUUUACAAAUAAAAAAAUGAAUUAAAAUAAAGUAGAGAGUUUUGGGUAUUUACAGUUUUAAAGAGUCUUAUAUACAAUGGCUACAUAAUAGCUUUGGUCACAAACGUCUUGCCGAAUAAUAUGAAAUAAGUAGAAAAUAAUCUUUGAUCUUUUGCGAGGAAAAAAAAUCUGGACAAAGCGUGAUACCUCGGAAGCAUCAAACACAACAACAUUAAACGGAAAUUGCAGACUCGGUAAGUGGAAACACAACAUCCUAUAGUUUGCGAAUAUAGUAAAAAUAUAGCCUUAAAUUUUAUUGUUUUUUUUUUUUAUUUUCAACCAUUAAAUUAUCAAGAUACGUGUGCUCAUACAAACAGUACGAUUAUUGUGUUAGUAUCAGAUAAAUGAACAUUCUUUCUUAUAAUCUUUAUAAUAUGUAAACAAAACAGGGUUGCUCCUAUAAUUUCAAGUUUACUUAAUGUUUACGAUUGGGUUGUAAAAUAUAUGAAAAGAAAUCUAAAUAAAUGAACAUGACAAAAAUUGUUCGACUCUUGAAAGAUUAUGAAUAUAGAUUAAGAUUUAAAGACAUAUAUGUAUACGAAUAUACCCGUAAUGUAUGCAUUACAUUGUUGUUGACGUCAUCAAAAUGCUUUUUUGUAACAUGUUAAUGAAAUUUGUAUGUUGAAUGUGCAA